CUCCGAGGGGGAAGAGCACUCCGUGGAAAGCUUGCAGCUCUCAUGGUCCUCAAUCCACUUUAGACUUUCUCAAUCGUCUUCGUCUCCGUCUCCCUCUCUUUCGGUCCUCAAUCCGCACUAACUCAUAUCUUUGACGGUUGUCCUACCCACUCCCUCUCCCGCCAUUUGGUCGACAGAAGCUUUAGGAACAGGACAGAGGAUUAGCAUGCCCACCGGUCCAUAAAACGCUAGCAAAAGAGCAUUUUUAGGUCACAAGAAGGUAAAAGGGUUUGACUGAGGCGAGGCACGAGGUAGAGAUUGCUGCCGACGACUAGCAUCGCCGUCACUCGUUCCCGUGCCGAUCUCGUUGGAUGUCUUUUGCGUUGCCGCUACAAGGUACUCCGAAGCGGCCGUAAUCUCGGGAGAAAGGAUAAACCCUAGAUAUUACAGCCCGAAGGCGUAGGCUUUUUCUCUAUUUAGGGGUGCUUACAACGCUGUCUAUCCCCGAGCCAUUCAGUUUUACAUCGUCUUCUGGUUUGGGGGGUGCGCCCCGCCCCCCGCCCCCCGCCCCCCGCCCCUGCCUUCCCCGGUUUCGUUGAUCCCCAUUCACUUGUCGCCGAUGCUGUAGGACUGGGCGGCCAUGGGCUGCAUUUCGUCGAAGAAUGCGGUAUCGGUGCCGCAGGCGUCCGAUCCCUCUGGCAUUGUGCGGGACCUCCGCGAGCGGUCGGACCCGAUCUCAGCGUCCUGGCGGGGGCAUCGGGGGCAUCUGUCAGCAAAGCAGACAGAGAAAGUUCAGCCAGAGAGAGAAGAGGGGGAUGGGAAUCGCCUUGAAUCGAGGGAAAAUGGGAAGGUGAGCACGGAUGAUACUGGCUUGCAGAACCUUCGUCUGAGGAAUCUUCACAGAUACAUAGAAGGGGAGCAAGUCGCUGCGGGAUGGCCCUCUUGGCUCAGCGCCGUGGCCGGGGAAGCUAUUCAGGGAUGGGUGCCUCUUAAAGCUGACUCCUUUGAAAAAUUGGAAAAGAUUGGGCAAGGCACUUAUAGCAGUGUGUUUAAAGCUCGUGAUCUAGACACCGGAAAGAUGGUUGCCUUGAAGAAGGUGCGCUUCGACAAUUUUAAGCCAGAGAGUGUUAGGUUUAUGGCAAGAGAGAUAAAGAUAUUGCGCAUGCUUGAUCAUCCAAAUAUUAUGAAGUUGGAAGGCUUGAUUGCCUCUCGAUUAUCACAGGUUCUAUAUCUUGUAUUUGAGUAUAUGGAACAUGAUCUCGCAGGACUUUCCACUUCUCCUGAUAUUGUAUUAUCCGAAUCACAGGUCAAGUGCUACAUGAAACAGUUGUUAUCCGGGCUUGAGUAUUGUCAUUCACGCAAUGUUAUACAUAGGGACAUAAAAGGAGCAAACCUUCUAAUUAACAAUGAUGGGAUUCUGAAAGUUGCUGAUUUUGGCCUAGCAAAUCUCUGUCGCCCUGGACAUAAGCAACCAUUAACUAGCCGUGUUGUAACUUUAUGGUACAGAGCACCUGAAUUACUGUUGGGUUCAACUGACUAUGAAGCUACUGUAGAUUUGUGGAGUGUUGGUUGUGUGUUUGCGGAGAUGUUUGUUAAAAGACCUAUCUUGCGAGGCAGAACUGAGGUUGAACAAUUACAUAAAAUAUUUAGGUUAUGUGGUUCCCCUCCAGAAGAAUUUUGGCAAAAGUUGAAGUUGCCUCAUGCUACAAUUUUCAAACCUCACCAUCCCUACAAAAGUACUCUCCAUCAGACAUUGAAUCACUUACCAAGAACUGUGGUUUGCUUGUUAGAGAAUUUUCUCUCUGUUGAACCUUAUAAGCGAGGUAGUGCCUCAGCAGCCCUUGAAUCAGAGUAUUUUAGAGAAAUGCCUUAUGCCUCUGAGCCCUCAAGUUUACCAAAGUACUCGCCUACUAAAGAGAUGACCAUAAAGAAUCAAGAAUCACUCAGGAGGAGAGUUUCUGGUAGUCAAGAAUCCAUGAGAAAACCAUCCGAAGUAGAUAUCAGAAAGUUAGCAGGUAGCAAAAAGGAAUUACAACUACAUGCUGAAGAAGUCAGCAAACACUAUGAUGCAGAAGAGCUUCCAAGGCUAGAUGGUGAAACCAGACUGUUUGUAGAUCUCCAGCCAAUGCCAUCGAUCAAAUGUCCAGAUGUUCAACACACAAAGCACAACCCUCAACCAGAUUUCGCUUUUUCAGGGUCAUUAUGUGUUUCUUCUUCUAGUGGCUUUUCAUGGACAAGGAGGCUGGAAGAAGACCAUGCAUAUCGUAAAUCUCACAGACAAUGUAGCUCAAGAAGCAAUCUUUCCCACAUAAAAGAUUCAUCUGGUAUCGAACAUAUCAAACACGAGCUUGAGAUUAAGGGUGCAGCAAAUAGUGAUCUGGUUGGUGGCCAAAAACGCCAUGAGUCACAGGAGUUGGCAAAAUGCACAAUACUGAAAAAGUGUUCACAACAAUCAGAACAUCCAAAAUCACUCGAUACCUCUAAAGUAUUCCGUUUGCACGACAACUCAGAGGCCUUGCACAAGGGAGAUCCAUUGUCAAUGCAACAUAAUUAUUCGGGCUUCCACAAAGAAGACAGAGUCGAGUUCUCGGGGCCUUUGCUGCCUCAGACUUGCAAGUUUGAGGAAUUCCUACAGAAGCACGAACACCAGAUUUGCCAAGAAGUCAGGAGAUCGUGGUUCAGAAGAGUAACAGAGAAAACAUAAGUGAAGCUUGUUUCCAAAGCAUGCAGAAGAAAAACAAAUAAUUUGGCUGGAGAAAAAUACAUUUGACCAACAGACUUAACAACAUGAAAUGAACUAACCCAAUUCUAAGAAGCAUGUGAUUCACUCAACUCAGUUUCUGUUGCAAACUGAAGCUCGCUCUUCAAGGUUCAAGGAGUUCAAGGUGACAAGCCAAACAAACAAGAUUCUUGCAAGUUAAAUCUUGGUGCACUGUACCAAAACCUUGAGAUUAGGCCAAAUCUCUGUAAAGAUCGAUCUACAGUCACAAAUUCCUUGUUGGCACAUAAAUUUGCACUCAUUUCUGCUGUUGUAAAAGAUUCAUGUAUUCUGAAGAUCCAGUAGUAAAUCAAGCAUUCUUUUUGCCUGUCAAAA
This is a messenger RNA of Zingiber officinale, 3073 nucleotides long. RefSeq names its product protein IMPAIRED IN BABA-INDUCED STERILITY 1-like. Gene Ontology annotation, molecular function: RNA polymerase II CTD heptapeptide repeat kinase activity; ATP binding; cyclin-dependent protein serine/threonine kinase activity. The record is from RefSeq and is a predicted model, not a curated record. Lineage: Eukaryota; Viridiplantae; Streptophyta; Magnoliopsida; Zingiberales; Zingiberaceae. The transcript is spliced from 9 exons. Gene Ontology annotation, biological process: protein phosphorylation; positive regulation of transcription elongation by RNA polymerase II. Gene Ontology annotation, cellular component: nucleus; cyclin-dependent protein kinase holoenzyme complex. The coding region runs from base 620 to 2683 and encodes 687 amino acids.